UAAAGGAUUGGUGGACAAUGCCGGAUUUUAAGCGCCCACUUGGGAGCGUCCCAAGACUUCUAUUUUUGCGUCUAUACCUUUUGAGUGAUCCCCUCUUUAUUGUUGAAUCUAUUAUAUUGAGCUACUGUCCCAUUCUUUGCAUAAUACAUACAACACAUCUUCCCCGUCCCUUCAUCUCACUCCUAUAUCGGCAAUAUAUAAGGCUUUGUGAUAUGGCUUUCCAAUAAAUUGAUACUGCGCACUGAAAAAAGCUGCUGCUGGCCGGCAUUUUACCCUCUUUGGCAUAUGGUUAUCACCUGUUCUUGAUUACUAGAAUUUUACGCCCCGGCCU
Messenger RNA from Aspergillus alliaceus, 331 nucleotides. RefSeq lists its product as uncharacterized. Lineage: Eukaryota; Fungi; Ascomycota; Eurotiomycetes; Eurotiales; Aspergillaceae. The record is from RefSeq and is a predicted model, not a curated record. Bases 18 to 227 code for a protein of 69 amino acids. The transcript is spliced from 3 exons.